Molecule: messenger RNA, 744 nt
Organism: Phytophthora nicotianae INRA-310
Lineage: Eukaryota; Oomycota; Peronosporomycetes; Peronosporales; Peronosporaceae
Exons: 2
Coding region: 1-744 (247 amino acids)
Source: RefSeq, a predicted model, not a curated record
AUGGAGAUUCCACUGCCAGGUGAACUGCGUUGUGAGCUUACAGUGAAGACUGGAAGACCGCUCGAACGCUGCCGCGAUAAAGGCGUUGCGCUGUCGUUUGACAUCUCGGUUUCAGAAGGCUACGAUGUUCUAAGAGCUAAGGUCAAGUCGGCUUUUGCCACAAAGGAGCGUCUAACCUGGAACGACGGACUUAAUGUAUACAUCCGACUUGCGAAGAACGCCCCUCAAAAGGCGUUCGUGAAGAUGGAUCAGGACGGCUUUAUGCCUCUGCUACGGACUGCCUGGCGGAACGCUCGGCUGCGUCGCGGUGGACACGUUGACUUUGGGCUAGACAUUUUUGUGCAUAUAGAGAAAACGAAGCGAGUGCCAACUGCUACGCUCCAUCGUGCUACAGAAAACCGCGUGCAGCAAGUACUACCACGAGUCCAAGAAGCACUCCAAGCAGCCAAUGUACCCUUCGGUCCCGCUACUCUACGUUAUGCUGCUACAGCACAAGCCAGAUUACCCGACGGAGAAGCCGUGCGUGUACCGAACAAUACUACGUUUCAGCAGUUGCAGCACAUCGACAGCCUCGAGCAAGAAGCUAGUACGGCAACCAGGGAACCGGAUGAAUUUCGCACCGAUUCAGGUUAUCCUAAACGAAGCAACACUAACGUAUCCGUGUUCGUUCCGCCCCCGGAACAAGAUAUGGACGAUGUUGAUCAUGCACUCAGCGACGAUGGAGUUGAACAAAUGUCGGUUUAA